CUCUCCCCCCAACGGUUACGCGCAAGGAUCAUGUGAACGUGCUAUUUCACGACGUGAGGAGCAACUAGAGAACGGCGACUACUAAUUCGUCGAUGGUGUAGGAAAAGAGUCAAGAUAAGAUCAAAUAUAUUAGAAAAAUAGUGUAGUUGACAGUAUAUUUCUGUGGCAGACAAGAAAAUCGUCGAAAAUGAAAGUGUUGUGGGGUUUAAGUACCCUCUUAUUGUGCUUGUACCGAGCCAAUGCCCAGACAGAUCCCUUAAUCGAAGCUCAACCUAUGGAGGUAAACAACCAGACCUCUGCCAUCCUCUCAUGUAAACUGACCGACCCCCCGUCCGCAGUCAAAGGCCACUACUGGAUGAGGAACGGCAAAGUGAUCGAGUCAUCCAAGCAUAACUCGCCAACUCUCUACACCGAGCACACCUUGGCUAAAAUCGAUUCCCAUUCCGGUGGAUUGUAUGAGUGCGUCUUCCUUUCUGAGCCCGAGGUGAAGACAACCAUUGUGGUCAAAACUGUUCCCCAUGUCUCUGCCUACAAACACUCUGAGCAUGGUAACGAGAAGGACAAGGGUGUGCUGGUGUGUGUUAGUCAUGGAUACCCACUGCCCACUGACUGGAAGUGGUACAAACUGGAGGGAGAAGAUAAGACGGCCAUCACCAACGGUACCGACAGGUAUGAGAUCAAGAGCACCCCCAACAGGACCACCCUGACCAUUGACGACUUGGACAUCGCCAUGGACAUAGGCGACUACAUGUGCUACGGCACGAGCGAGGUCGGCUCGACCUCCGACAAGAUCCACCUGCGCGUCCGCAGCCGGCUGGCUGCCCUCUGGCCCUUCCUGGGCAUAGUGGCCGAGGUCAUCAUCCUGGUCAGCAUCAUCUUCAUCUAUGAGAAGAGGAGAAAGCCUGAUGAGAUCAACGACGAUGACGACUCAGGAUCUGCUCCCCUGAAGAGCAAUGCUAACACAAACCACAAGGACAUCAGGCAAAGGAACUCCAACUGAGAGAAGAUGAGAGAUAUCCUGAUGAUGACCUUCCAGGAUCUAUGAGGAGCAUUGGGUUGUUGAGUGUUACAUAAUCUAGUGCACCCUGCGAUUUUUAAACAACAUUUUUGCUUGAGUGUUAAUGUCUUGAGAAAUUGACUGAAUUUCCUCUAGCUUUUCUUCUAUAUUUCUCUCCAUAUUGUGCUGCCUGGGAACAUGGGGCAAAACAUUUUUUGCAUGAUUUUUAUUGCCAUUCUAGAAGUUUGUUCGUAGUGAAAUCCAUUGUAAACGUUUACGUGAGAGUGAUCUAUUGGUGUUUUGUUUGUUUGUGCUUCUAGCUUCCUCCACCGUCUCUCACAAUUCUAAAUCUGUGCUCUUAUAUUUGCAAGCCUGAAAAGCCACAUGAUAAGCAGCAUGGAUCCUACUAGGGAUGUGAAAUGUUUGGACACUGAUAGAUUACUGUAGGUAAAAUAACAGCCGGAAGUCUUUUGACUUCAGACCCUGACCCUACCACAUCACGUAGAUCACCUUUGGCAGAGUUAUACUGUAUGAUGCGCCUUAACACUAAUCUAUUUAUUUUUCCUACACUACUUGAUUUUCUGCUGUUUAAGUUGUAACACUGUAUUUAGUUCCUAAAUUAAACGGCAGGAAGGAGGACUAUUGAAAUGCAACGUGUAUCUAAGAAAUGCAUUGUUCAUGUUUGGAUGGUAAAUCUUUGCUAACAUUUUUAUCCAAGCUUUUUGGUUUUAUUUCUAAUUGAAAUGUUUUAGUAUAGUUUUGAAUUGCCUCUGCUUUUGUUGCCAUAGUCACAUCCAUAUUAAUACUCCCUGAAAAAGGAGAAAGUGUAAGAGAUGUGUAACAUUAGCUUCUUCUGAUCAACCAGAAACUAGAUUUCACACUAAUGUAUAAAUCAGAAUUGAAGGUGAUUAAAUGGGGAGACGGUUUUCUUCUAAGGGUAUGUGGAACCUAAACGUGAUUAAAGCUAAUAAAGCUUCCUUUGUAGACAAUUCAGAAGCCAUAUGUUGCAUUAACCUGAUUAGUAUUGUGAGGGUUGUGUACCAUUUCAGAGUUUAUAAAGUAUGUUAAAAUAUAUGACGUGUGUGUGUGUGUAUAUAUAUAUAUAUAUAUAUAUAUAUAGUGUGUCAAUUAUUUUGCCUAGAAGUAAACAAGCAAGUAUAUUUAACACUGUCAACUGUACCAAAUUGCACAAUCUUAAUAAAGUUAUUUGAUUUUAAGAGA
Molecule: messenger RNA, 2218 nt
Organism: Coregonus clupeaformis (lake whitefish)
Lineage: Eukaryota; Metazoa; Chordata; Actinopteri; Salmoniformes; Salmonidae
Product: basigin
Exons: 8
Coding region: 188-1000 (270 amino acids)
Source: RefSeq, a predicted model, not a curated record